AUGGUUAACCUUGUAAGGAAGUGUCUGAUCGUGUCCUAUUUUUAUGGACGUAUUUCCGGCGUUCUGAAUUUUGAGAUCGAUAUUAAAACGGGUCGAACGCUGGUCACCAAACGAGCUACAAUAUGUGCUGCCGGCUUGCACUUGUUCAUUUUCAUCACACCAAUUUACCAUCUGAUUCAUACUCAUGGUUUGCCCAGUGUGUGGAAUUCUCUUAAUUCUCUUCAAGCAUACUUCUUCGUGGUGGCAUCAGGAUUGCGGAUGAUUUGUGUUUUCUUGGCUUUGGUCAGUCGAUGGUCCCAGGGACGGACCUUCCUGCGGCUUUUCAACUCAUUCCGCCGCCUUUAUCAAAACAAUCCGGACAUAAUCAAGCUCUGCCGCAGAAGUAUCGUUAGCAAGUGCUUCUUUGUCUUACUGUCGGAUGCCCUAAAUGCCAUAUUCGUUCUUCUUUUGAUGCAAUAUCAACUAACUAUUUCAUGGACUCUUCUAAUUUGUGUCAUAUUCUCGAGUUUACGAGGACGCUACAUCCUUUUAAACAAGAAUCUGCAAGCGAUUAUAGUCGAAGCACAGUCGUUAAUAGCAAACAGAGGUGGUGCUUUUAAGACUAGAUGCUGCUGCCUCGCCGAUCGGCUGGAGGAAAUCGCCCGAAACCAAUCUGAAUUACAAGAGCUCAUCGAUGUUUUUUCAAGAGCAUACCAAUGUCAGGUCUUCGAGGCCUUCACUCUGAAUCUGGCCAGAAAUCCAUUAAAGCUGCGAUCUCUUGGCUUAUUCAAAAUGGAUCGAGAAUCGUUUUAUGCUAGUGGAAAGUUCUUGUUGACAUACUCACUAAUGUUAACCCAAUAUGAUAUUGAACAUUUCUAA
Molecule: messenger RNA, 858 nt
Organism: Drosophila elegans
Lineage: Eukaryota; Metazoa; Arthropoda; Insecta; Diptera; Drosophilidae
Product: putative gustatory receptor 59d
Exons: 3
Coding region: 1-858 (285 amino acids)
Biological process (GO): sensory perception of taste
Cellular component (GO): membrane
Source: RefSeq, a predicted model, not a curated record